CGCACCUCUUGCUUCAGCGUAGUUCUGUCUGUUAUUUUACGAGAACAUGCAGCGGUUGGAUCAAGAACACCAUGAGGCCACAACACCGCUCACGUCCACGUCCCAGUUCAUUGAAGCAGACGACGACGACCUCGAUGAGGAGGCUAUUCCCAGCUUUACGCAUCCUGGUCUAGUUCCAAGUCCACACUCUCCUGGUCAGGAUAAGGGCAAAGCGAGAGCACCUGAGCAACUCGCUUCGGCUGGCUCUGCAGCUGUAUCGGGGAACAUUGGAACGCCUGUGAAUGGUGCUGGGGCACCGCAGCCGAAUAGGCGGUCAGUCGGUGGCGUGCAAGUUGAGACACGCUACACCGGAACGGAUACCCUUGAUGAGCCCAUUGCGACGACAAUUGGUCGUGACUUGCUUUCAAUAUAUACUAAGUUAAUUCAAGUACUCUACCCGCCACGGAACAAUGGCAGCCGAGAUCUUCUGAGGGAUUGGGACCUAUGGGGGCCUCUGAUUUUGUGCCUCAUGCUAGGCAUCCUGCUGAGCGUCAAUGCACCUGCAUCGCAAUCUCUCAGUGUUUUUACGAGUGUAGUGGUGAUCAUCGCUCUCGGCUCUUUAGUCGUUACGGUUCAAGCCAAGCUUCUCGGUGGUCGAGUGUCGUUCUUCCAGGGUUUGUGCGCCCUGGGCUAUUGCAUAGCACCUCUCAACAUUGCCGCGCUCGUGUCAACAUUUGUCCAUCUGAUAUACGUCCGUGUGCCCGUGGCGUUGGCAUCAUGGGCUUGGUGUGUAUGGGCGUCUGUGAACUUCCUUGACGGCACAAAAAUCGAGCAGCAGCGGAUCUUGCUCGCCGUAUAUCCUCUCUUGCUAUUUUACUUCGUUCUGGCCUGGAUGAUCAUCAUUCAAUAACUUUCGUUAUUAUUUACGCUGUCCUAUACGCAGUCAUUCGCAGCUAUGCUAUCAGCUGUACCUCUGAUCAUCGAGGGCACAGGCUACAUUGA
Molecule: messenger RNA, 981 nt
Organism: Dichomitus squalens LYAD-421 SS1
Lineage: Eukaryota; Fungi; Basidiomycota; Agaricomycetes; Polyporales; Polyporaceae
Product: Yip1-domain-containing protein
Exons: 10
Coding region: 47-889 (280 amino acids)
Biological process (GO): endoplasmic reticulum to Golgi vesicle-mediated transport
Cellular component (GO): membrane; trans-Golgi network
Source: RefSeq, a predicted model, not a curated record